UUUAUUGUAAUUUUAUUUUUGUAGUGUUUUUCCUGUGAUGACUGCCUCAAAGAAAUUGAAUUCACAUAUACUAGCAGCUUCUUUAAUCAUACAUUGAAUAGUUGUAUACGGAUGUGAUCCUUGUUUAUGGUAAUUGAAUGGUUAGAGUGAUUAACUUACCAGUACAAAGACCAUGGCCUAUUUCACAGGUCAGAUUACUUGAAUAAACAUCUAGACAAAUGAGAAGUUUAGAGUGCACAAUUCACCAAAACCGCGCCUGAACUCGAAUGAAAGUGCUUUUCUGCAUUUGUUCAUAGCUUAGAAGACUUUUACAAUGCUCAUACUGUCAUACACAUCUGUGUUUUCUUCUGAAUUAAGUGCUUAGAACUGAUUAACACCAAUUUUAAGUAGCAUACACAAAGGUCAUCAUAGGCAUUCUUGUGAGUUUAUGCUAGGCGUAUCCCACACAUUUUAUGCUUUAACAUAUAUAGUGGUUGAAUCAUAUAUAGUAUGUUGUCUUUAGGUAAUCUGUAUGUUCCUUGCACCAUUCUUUCGACAAGCGAAUCCAGUGAAUGAUACAAUGGGGAACCCUUUAUACAUGCAAAUGCUGAACACUUUGACAAAUUCUGUUGGAUCUUUUCUAUGAAGAAUAUUCAAAUAAGAUGGAAAUUCUAAGAAGUAGUCAAAAAGCACAGCAAUAAUGCAGAUGCAACACUAUAAAAUGAAGUCAAACUCUGAUUAUUUUCUUCUUACCGGCGGCAAAAACCUCUGGUUGCCCCGUUCAUUCACCAAAACACAACAGUCUGAAAAUUGAAAUGAUCACAUCAGUUGAAAGAUACAGAAAAAGGAAGAAGCAGAGGUUGAAAAAAGACAACAAUGAACAUCGAAAUGAUGAAGUUCAAUCACUGCAUCAAUACCCUUCAGUAGCUCUUGUUGAGCUACCUGAAGAACUCAUCUUUUCUGAAAUCAUCACAAGAUUACCAGUAAAUUCUGUAAUCCGCUUCAAAUCUGUGUCAAAAACAUGGAAUUCCAUUAUUUCAACCCCACAUUUCAUCAAAUCCCACCUCAAACGCACAAAUUCAAAUCCAUUUGUGCCCACAAGUUGUCUCUUCAUUAAAUCUGCUUAUUAUUUUUACAUUCUUAAUUAUGCUGCAUAUGAUAGAUGCCCAGAUGAGAAUUAUGGUGAAAAGGGUUUAACUUUGGUUAAAAGUCUCAGUUUUUAUGAUAAUGGUGUUAAUACUUUCUUAAUUGGUUCAUGUAAUGGAUUGGUAUGUUUUGGGCGUGGGAAUCCUUUUGCUGAUAUUGAUUAUUACUUCCAUAUUUACAAUCCAGUGAUGGGUCAGUUUCUCCAUGUGUUAGAUCCUUUGGGAAAUUUUCAAGGGAAAUUGAUAUAUGGGUUUGGAUAUGUUUCUAGUAAGGAUGAUUAUGUGUUGUUAAUUGGUGGUCUUCAGAGGAGGAGUUAUGAGAAUUAUGUGUAUGUUUAUUCAUUAAGGUCUAAAGAUUGGAAGAAAAUCGGGACAUUUGAUGAAUAUAAAUUUUCGAUUUUCAUGGGUGGUAGAGGAGUUUUGGUCAAUGAGACAUUGCAUUGGGUCAGAACUCAAGUUCGAAUAUCGAAUGCUAAGUGUAUUAGUGGGUUUGAUUUGUCUGAUGAGACCUUCAAGGAUGUGAGCAUGCCCAAAGCUUUUUUGGGUAGUGAUCAUUUCUUGGAUUUCAGUGUGAGUGAGAUGGGUGGAUCUUUAUGUGCUUGGGCUAAAGAUGUAUAUGGAGGGGUAGAAAUGUGGAGCUUAUUGCAAUAUGGGGUGUCGGACUCAUGGACGAAACUCUUCAAGAUUGACAUGAUGCCGGACUUGGGUAACUUCUAUGGAUGCACAGAGAACGGUAAAGUUUUGGUUCAGACAGAAGAGGGAAGUCUCUUGCUUGCUGAUCCGGAUCAAAGUCCGACAGAAUAUAUCUCAUUAGUGAAAAAUUUGGGUGAUAUUGAGGUAGUGAGUUACAUUCAGAGUCCUGUUUCGCCUUUCCUCUGAUAUAAGUGACUGCUAUGAAACUGGUACAUUUAUCAUUUCUCCUUGGAUUUCCUUUUGUACAGAUUAUAGUAGAUUGAUGAUUGUAUUAUCACCUUCUAAAUCAUGUUGCAAGUAGUAUAGGGGAAAAUGUAUGUAUUCUCCCACAAAAAAGAAGUAA
Messenger RNA from Beta vulgaris subsp. vulgaris (sugar beet), 2160 nucleotides. RefSeq names its product F-box protein CPR1. NCBI's taxonomy places the organism in Eukaryota, Viridiplantae, Streptophyta, Magnoliopsida, Caryophyllales, Amaranthaceae. The coding region runs from base 795 to 2003 and encodes 402 amino acids. The transcript has a single exon. Gene Ontology annotation, molecular function: protein binding. The record is from RefSeq and is a predicted model, not a curated record.